Messenger RNA from Durio zibethinus, 1343 nucleotides. RefSeq names its product protein MIZU-KUSSEI 1. The record is from RefSeq and is a predicted model, not a curated record. NCBI's taxonomy places the organism in Eukaryota, Viridiplantae, Streptophyta, Magnoliopsida, Malvales, Malvaceae. Gene Ontology annotation, biological process: hydrotropism.
CCCACAAGCCUCCAUAGUCUCCCUUUACAUUGGCCACCUCUCGACACUAUCAUCACUUCUGUCGGCCAAUUUCCUUCCCAUUUCCCCUCUCUCCCACACCCCCUCAUAAGUCAUCAUCAAUCUCAACCAAAACCAAAGCCUCCCCUAAUUUUUUCUUUCCUUUGCGUCCAUCAAACUCAUCACUUUCCUGAUAUCAAUAUCCUACUCUCCGAUCUAACUGAUCAUCUUCCUUUUUCUUUUGUUGUGCAACAUGAAACACCAUCAAGAACUCGCAACCCUUCAAAGGAGCAGCAGCUACAACAAUUACAACAACAAAUCAAGUACCAGAAAUAAGAUCAACCCAUCAAACUUUCCUAGAUCAACUUCACUCUCAAUCCCUGUAACCGAAGAAUUUUCAGACAAACUCCUUGUUCCUAGAAGCUUCUCAUCAGCUCCACGUUCUUCCAUACAACGUUUCCAUAAUGUUAAUUCCAGGUUCUGUAACCUCCUUCGUUCGCUUCUCAAAAUAAUAGCUUUUCCCAAUAUAAUCCCCACCACUUGCAAAUGGCUGACCCUCCCAACCCACUUCUCUAUAACCCCUUCCCUUGGCCGCAAAGUAACCGGAACCCUCUUCGGCCACCGCCGUGGUCACGUCAGCUUCGCCGUCCAGAAUGAUCCCCGGUCCGAACCGGUUUUGCUCCUCGAACUAGCCAUGUCAACGUCUAGUUUAGUCAAAGAAAUGUCAUCGGGUCUGGUCCGGAUUGCGCUCGAGUGCGAGAAGGUUCCAAGCCGAUCGGCGGUCCAACCGAAUCGAACCGGGAGGCUGUUCCAUGAACCUAUGUGGACUAUGUAUUGUAACGGGAGGAAGAGUGGAUAUGCGGUAACGCGCACGUGCACCGAAUCGGAUUGGCACGUGCUGAGCACCUUGAAAAGCGUGUCGGUGGGUGCUGGGGUUAUACCGGUGGUGGAAGAUGAACGGAAAAAUGGUGGAAGUGAAGGUGAGUUGUUGUAUAUGAGGGCUAAGUUUGAACGAGUCGUGGGGAGUCGGGACUCAGAAGCGUUUUACAUGAUAAACCCUGAUAACAAUGGAGGCCCUGAACUCAGCAUUUUUCUUCUUAGAAUAUGAAAUAUUAUAGAUUCAUCAAGAAAUAAACGUGAUAUAAAAAUCAUCUAUUGUCGUGGUCAUGGGUUUUUUUUUUUAGGUAUUUUUCUAGUUCGAAUUGCUUGUUUAGUGACUUGUACCAUGUCUUUUUUUUUUUUUUUUUUUUUGUAUGAUGGAAACUUGUAUUACUAUGUGCACUGUACAUGAUUUUUGGCUUGUUAUUAAUGUUAGAAAAAUUCGACCUCCCACGUGAAAAAAGAAG